AUGGCAGCUCCCACUCAGCUUGCUUACCGUACGGUCAAGGGCGUUGGCAUCUUGGAUGCGGCCCCAGUUUAUGAACCUUUGUCGGGGUUCGAAAGACCCGAAGGAAACCUUCGCUGUAGCGCUUACUCUCCCUGCGGCCGGUAUUUCGCAUGGGCAUCCCCAGAGAAGGUCACCAUCGUCGAUCCCUCUGUCGGACAUGUGGUCUCGACCAUCGCUGCUGAUAACGUUUUCGAGCUGGGAUUCUCGCCCCUCGGAACCUACCUGAUCACCUGGCAACGCUCUUCCAAGGAUGCCAACGGCGAUGCGGUCAAGAACCUGAAGGUCUGGCAGGUCGUGCAGUCGUCCGAGAACGGCGAUGUGGACACGCCUGUGGGCAAGUUCGUCCAGAAGUCGCAGACGGGCUGGAACCUUCAAUACACCUCCGACGAGCGUUACUGUGCCCGGGUCGUUACCAACGAAGUCCAGUUCUACCAGAGCGAGAAUCUGUCUCAGGUCUGGAACAAGUUGCGUGUGGAGGGGGUUGCGGACUUUGCGGUCGCUCCUGGCAAGAACCACUCUGUGGCCGUCUUCAUUCCUGAGCGCAAGGGACAACCCGCUGCUGUCAAGGUCUUUUUGGUGCCUCAGUUUGGAGCCCCCGUCUCGCAGAAGACCUUCUUCAAGGGCGACAAGGUCCAGCUGAAGUGGAACGAGCAGGGUACCACCCUGAUCGUACUCGCGCAGACGGACGUGGAUCGGUCGGGCAAGAGUUACUAUGGCGAGACCACUCUCUACCUGCUCAGUGCUGGUGGUGGCUUCGACUCUCGUGUGGACUUGGAUAAGGAGGGACCUAUUCACGAUGUGACCUGGUCUCCCAACUCCAAGGAGUUCGGUGUGGUGUACGGCUACAUGCCCGCGAAGACCACCAUCUUCAACUUCCGUGGUGUGCCCAAGCACACCUUCGCUCUGGCCCCUCGCAACACCAUCCUCUUCUCGCCUCACGGACGAUUCGUGCUGGUGGCUGGUUUCGGUAACUUGGCCGGUCAGAUGGACAUCUACGACAUGGACAAGAACUUCCACAAGAUCGCCACCGUCGAAGCCUCCAACGCCAGUGUCUGCAACUGGUCCCCCGACGGUCAGUAUAUCCUGACGGCCACCACCAGCCCUCGCCUCAGAGUCGACAAUGGCAUCCGUAUCUGGCAUGUCAGCGGUGCUUUGAUGUACAACGAGGACAUGAACGAGCUCUACGAUGUGUGCUGGCGCCCCCAGUCGCUGAUCCAGCACCCCCUCGGCGAUCCGUUCAGCCCGCUUCCGACCCCCCACCCCUCCGCCGUGGCGUACCUGAGCACCAAGAAGGCUCCGGUCAAGCCGGCCGGUGCGUACCGGCCUCCCGGUGCCCGCGGCCAGCUCACCCCUCUCGCCUUCAAGCGUGAGGAUCAGGGCGGCGCGGUCUUUGUCCGGGAUGGUGCCAGCGGCGGUGCCACCGUUCACACCACGAACGGAUUUGGCCGGACGCGCAGACGUGAGGUGCCGGGUGCCGAGCCGGCCGAGGAAUUCCUUCCUCCGGGAGCCGCUCCUGGAGGUGGAGUCGCUCUGCCCCCUGGUGCCGACCAGCCGGAGAAGCUGUCCAAGUCCGCUGCGCGCAACAAGAAGAAGCGUGAAGCCAAGAAGCAGAAGGAUGGUGAGGACGAGCCGAGCCCGGACCGCCGCGGCGAGAAGGGUGACAACCGUUCCAAGGGCCAGAAUGAGCGCAAGAACGGCGGCCAGGCCAAUGGAGCUCAGGCACCCAAGGCCAAUGCCAAUGCCAAUGCCAACAACGCUGCUGCUGCCGCUGCUGCUGCCGCCGCCGCCGCAGCAGCCGACGCGAGCGGUGCUCACUCCGCGCAGGACAAGAAGAUUCGCGGUCUUUUGAAGAAGAUCCGCGCGAUCGACGAGCUGAAAAUGCGCCUUGCCGGUGGAGAGAAGCUCGAGGAUACGCAGAUGAAGAAGAUCCAGACUGAAGAGUCGGUGCGCAAGGAGCUCGAAGGUCUGGGCUACAAUGGAUAG
Messenger RNA from Aspergillus luchuensis, 2022 nucleotides. RefSeq names its product translation initiation factor 2A. Bases 1 to 2022 code for a protein of 673 amino acids. The record is from RefSeq and is a predicted model, not a curated record. Gene Ontology annotation, biological process: translational initiation. Gene Ontology annotation, molecular function: ribosome binding; protein binding; translation initiation factor activity. The transcript has 5 exons. Lineage: Eukaryota; Fungi; Ascomycota; Eurotiomycetes; Eurotiales; Aspergillaceae. Gene Ontology annotation, cellular component: cytosolic small ribosomal subunit.